This is a messenger RNA of Rhodotorula graminis WP1, 1134 nucleotides long. RefSeq lists its product as uncharacterized. Gene Ontology annotation, molecular function: histone H3K36 demethylase activity; histone H3K9 demethylase activity. NCBI's taxonomy places the organism in Eukaryota, Fungi, Basidiomycota, Microbotryomycetes, Sporidiobolales, Sporidiobolaceae. Gene Ontology annotation, cellular component: nucleus. The transcript has 4 exons. The record is from RefSeq and is a predicted model, not a curated record. Gene Ontology annotation, biological process: chromatin remodeling. The annotation marks the transcript as partial.
GUGCCCGUCUUCGAGCCCACCAUCGCCGACUUUGCCGACAACGGCGGCUUCUACGGCUACGUCAAGCGCAUCGAGAAGUACGGCCUCCGCAGCGGCAUCGUCAAGGUCGUCCCGCCCAAGGAGUGGACCAAUUCGCUCAAGCCGGUCGACAAGCCGCUGCGCUCGAUCCGCCUCCGCGACGCCAUCGAGCAGCACAUGCUCGGCUCGCAGGGCCUGUACCGCGUCAUGAACGAGGCCAAGACGCGCCAGUUCAACGCGGCCCAGUGGAAGGACCUCGCGACUCGCCCCAAGUGGCAGGCGCCCGACCUCCCGGCCGACGACGCCGACGUCGACGCGCCCGCGUCGAGCGCACCCGUCCAGAGCAAACGUCGCCGCGCGUCGAUGGCGCCCGCCAACCCGACCGACGACGAGUGGGCCGCGUUCGCCGCCGGCCUCGACGAGCUCCCGCACGGCAUGACGCGCGACGACUACACGGUCGAGCGCAUGCGCGACUUUGAGCGGCGGUACUGGCGCACGCUCACGUUCGGCGAGCCGCCCAUGUACGGCGCCGACAUGGCCGGGUCCCUGUUCGACGACUCGACGUUGGCGUGGAACGUGGCGCACCUCGGCGACCUCUUGCCCAAGCUCGCGCCGCGAGGGUGCGACAUCCCGGGCGUCGUGUCGCCGUACCUGUACUUCGGCAUGUGGCGCGCGACGUUCGCGUGGCACGUCGAGGACGCCGACCUGUACUCGAUCAACUACAUCCACUUUGGCGCGCCCAAGUUCUGGUACUCGGUCCCGCAGGAGCAGUCGGAGCGGUUCGAGCGCGUCAUGGCUGGCCUGUUCCCGACCGACCGCAGCAAGUGCAACCAGUUCCUGCGCCACAAGUCGUUCCUCGCGUCGCCCAAGAUCCUCACCAACAACGGCAUCACGCUCAACCGCUGCGUCCAGCUCCCGGGCGAGUUCAUUCUCACGUACCCCAAGGGCUACCACUCGGGCUUCAACCUCGGCUUCAACUGCGCCGAGAGCAUCAACUUCGCAACCGAGCGGUGGCUCCCGCUCGGCAAGGUCACCAAGCACUGCCAAUGCAUCGAGGACUCGUGCGUCCGCACCAUCUCUCCUCGCCCUCGCCCUCCCCCUCGCCCUCGCGACUGA